This is a messenger RNA of Penaeus vannamei (Pacific white shrimp), 1350 nucleotides long. The record is from RefSeq and is a predicted model, not a curated record. Lineage: Eukaryota; Metazoa; Arthropoda; Malacostraca; Decapoda; Penaeidae.
AUGGCCUCGGAAUACACCGUUAUGCAAGGCGGAAAUAUGAGCUCGAAAGCCCUACCAAUUUGGAGCGUAUUUGGUGGCAGUGAAGUUGAUGUGCAUGGCAGUAGUAGAGUUCGGUUUGAUCAGAGUGGAUGCAUAGCUUUGCGGGUCGCGGCUCUCGGCUCAGCUCCUGGCAGGGCUCUUCGCCAGUCCUCGGCCAAGACUCUCGCCAGGACUCGUGCCGAGGACCUUCGCCCAGCGCCCCUUUCCCCCCAAGCUAACCCCGCCCUUCCCCCAGCUUCCCCCCGCGUGGCGGAGGUGCCCGGCGACCAGGAGGUGGAGGAGGGCGCGCCGCUGACCCUGUCGUGCGCCGUGCAGGGCUUCCCGGCGCCGCUCGUGUACUGGACGCGCGAGGGCUCGCAGACGGUGCUGCCGGCCGCCCGCGCGCCCCUUGAGGGCGGCCUGGCGGGCCUGGCCAGCGCCAACGAGGAGGAGGACGCCCACCUGGAGGCGGUGCGCAUGGCGUACCACGUGCCCCGCGCCGCCCACCACCACUCAGGCCGCUACAUCUGCGGCGGCGUCAACUCUGCGGGCGGCGUCAUGACCCGCGUGGCCGUGCGGGUGCGCCCCGCCCACCUGCUGCCGCCGCCCAUCAUCUCCGUGCCGCCCGCCAACCAGACGCUGCCCGAGGGGGGCCACGCCGCCCUCACCUGCCGCGUGUGGGGGUCGCCGCCCCCCACCGUCACCUGGAGGCACCGCGGGCGCCUGGUCACCGCCACGGCGCGACGCAAGCUGCUGCAGGACAACACGCUCACCAUCGAGGACCUGGCCUUCGGCGACGGCGGCGAGUACGCGUGCGUGGCGGCGUCUCCGCGCGGCGUGACGGAGGCGCGCGCCCUGCUGCAGGUGGCGUCGCCCACCGCGCCCGGCGUCGUGUUCCUGCGGGCCCCCCGACACCGCGCCCGGCCCGCCGCCCACGCCCACGGUGCGCGCCAGCAAACGGCACGCGGCGGUGGUGACGUGGGAGCCGCCGGCGCGGGGGGCGCCUCCCCCGUCACGGGCUACACGCUCGAGUCCUACAGCAGCUCGGAGGCCGUGUGGCGCGUGGCGGCCGCCCUCACGCCCCUCACCGCCUUCACGCUGGCGCCCCUGGACCCCGCAGAGGCCUACGGGGUCACCGUCCGCGCCCACAACGCCCACGGUGUGUCCGAGCCGUCGGGCAUCGCCGAGGUGGGCGGCGGCAGGGGCGGCUGGGCGCAGGAGAGGGCGCAGGCCAAGGGCGAGGGGCUGGCCGGCCUGCAGGAGUCGCGGGUCACGCUGCAGGACGCCGUCCUGACGGGACCCACGUCCGCCAAGAUCCUGUGGCAGCAGUAA